Aureococcus anophagefferens is the source of this 597-nucleotide messenger RNA. RefSeq lists its product as hypothetical. The record is from RefSeq and is a predicted model, not a curated record. Gene Ontology annotation, biological process: Golgi organization. Lineage: Eukaryota; Pelagophyceae; Pelagomonadales; Pelagomonadaceae. Gene Ontology annotation, cellular component: Golgi apparatus. The annotation marks the transcript as partial. The transcript has 3 exons. Gene Ontology annotation, molecular function: protein binding.
ACGGGGUACCGCGUCCUCGGCGUGCAGCCGAACUCGCCGGCGUCGGACGUGGGCCUCGUGUCCUUCUUCGACUUCGUCGUCGCCGUCGACGGCGUCGAGCUCCGCGAGCUCGACUCGACGUUCAUCGACAAGAUCAAGGCGGCGCGGCCCCGGCGUCUUCGAAGUUUCGCGCCGCGCGACGCCCCGACGCGCGACAGGCCGCUGCCCUGCGUCGUCUACAACCUCAAGAGCCGCCAGACGCGGAGCGUGACCAUCACGCCGACGCGCAACUGGGGCGGCCAGGGCAUGCUGGGCGUGACGAUCCGUUUCGACACGUACCACAAGGCGGACGAGCACCUCGUCCGCGUGCUCGAGGUCGCGCCGGGCUCGCCGGCGGAGAUCGCGGGGCUCCGGGCGGGCACGGACUACCUCCUCGGCACGGCGGAGCGCGUCCUCAACGACGAGUGCACGCUGCACCUCGACAAACCCGUCGAGUUCUACGUCUACAACACGGAGACCGACGAGGUCCGCGUCGUCGUCCUCCUCCCGACGUACUCCUGGGGCGGCGGCGGCUGCCUCGGCGCCGCGGUCGCGCACGGCUACCUCCACCGCCUCCCC